AUGGCACCCAUCCGCACCGCCAUCAUCGGUCUCUCGACAGCAGCCAAGACGUCAUGGGCUUCGGCAGCACACCUUCCCUACCUCUUGUCUGACCGCGGCCGUGAAAGAUUCCAGAUCGUCGCCCUUCUCAAUUCAAGUGUUGACAGCGCCAAGAAAGCCAUAGCAGAUUACAAGCUGGGAUCGGACGUUAAGGCCUACGGCUCACCACAAGAUCUCGCAGCAGACAAAGAUGUCGAAUUCGUUGUGUGCGCCACCCGAGUCGACGUGCAUUACGACACCAUCAAGCCCAGCGUGGCCGCUGGUAAGAAUGUCUUCGUCGAGUGGCCACUGGCCGAGAACGUGAAGCGGGCUUCAGAGCUUGCGGAAUUGGCCAAGGAGAAGCAGGUGACCACUGCUGUUGGCAUUCAGGCCAGGGUCGCACCUGUUGUGCUAAAGGUCAAGGAAAUUAUCCAGUCUGGCGCGAUUGGGAAGGUGUUGUGCAGUGAGGUAAAGGUAUCCCAGCCGACAGUUGAGCGUGGCAGGGUGUCUGAAGGUCUCUCCUACUUUCUGGACAAGAAGGUCGGUGGUAAUCCUGUUAGUAUUGGGUAUGCUCACAUGAUCGACUUCAUCCACUCCAUCCUCGGCGAGUUCGAGCAUUUCGACUCUCAUACCCAGCUAAGAAGACCUGCUCAGGUAGUCUACGAUACACAGACCGGAGCAGAACGCCACACUACUUCUGAUGUACCUGAUCUCGUCUCCGUGCAUGGCACACUCAAGCCAUCCACUCAUGUAGCCGAAGGUGCAUCUUUAGUGGUCAAUUUUCGUACAGGAGCAUCAUUCCCAGGCACUAAAGUCUUCGUCUGGGUCAUCGAAGGCGACAAAGGCGAAAUCAGGGUCGAAGCUGAUAAGUCGUCCUUCAUCCAGAUGGAGGCCAGCAACUUGGCCAUGCCUAUUGAAGUGCACGAUUAUGGCAUGGACGAAGUGGACAAGGUCGAGUGGAAGUGGGACGACUUUUUGGGUGCAUUGCCAGCGAGAGCCAGGAACAUUGGCAGACUGUAUGAUCUGUAUGCUGAAGGUAAGCUUAAGGAGUACGGUGUGGCGGACUUUGAGGUAGCCGUCGUGAGGCACAGAGAGAUCGAUCGUAUACUGUGGCCGUAG
This is a messenger RNA of Recurvomyces mirabilis, 1137 nucleotides long. RefSeq lists its product as uncharacterized. The transcript has 3 exons. Lineage: Eukaryota; Fungi; Ascomycota; Dothideomycetes; Mycosphaerellales; Teratosphaeriaceae. The coding region runs from base 1 to 1137 and encodes 378 amino acids. The record is from RefSeq and is a predicted model, not a curated record. Gene Ontology annotation, molecular function: nucleotide binding.